AUGCUCCAGUUAAGUCAAAACUCGACAUUUGCUUAUUUAUCAAAACGUGGAUUGUUGAUACAAAAUUUUAAUACAUUUGGAGAAAUCCUUAAAAGAAACAGACUAGGAAUUAAAACAGCGUCGGACUGGCUCGCCCGGCUACCCGGCGAUCGCCCUAAAAAAGCUCAGGUAUUCGGGCACGCCACUGGAACAACCAGUUUCAAGGAGGACCUGGAAGAACCAUUUAUGACUCUAGUAGAAAGCGCGGUAAAAGGUCACCCAUGUCGGAAAGAUGACAGCUCUCCAACCAACGACAACCAUGGGUGCCAACAACAAUACCAACUUACCCAUACAGGCGCCAAAUUCAAACCACGCCCCAGAGACAAGGAUUACUCUUUUGUGGCUAUUAUGGAUUACGUACGACAGAUAUUGUGCUUAAUAACCGUCGGUUUAAGUUUGGUCUAUGGUCAACAACAAUAUUUUCGAGUGCAACCUAGGGAUCUUAAAGUGCAAGAAGGUGGUGAGGCGCUGCUGGAAUGCGAGGUGGCCAAUUUGGCGGGUCAGGUGCAAUGGGCGAAGGAGGGAUUCGCCUUAGGGUUCUGGUCGGUUAUUCCAAGUUUGCCUCGACACUCUGUGAUCGUUGACCGUCGUCACGGAAUAUUUAACUUGAGGGUGAGCAAUGUUUCCCUAGAGGACGACGCCAAAUAUGAGUGUCAAGUGGGACCGGCAAGGUCUCAUAAGGCAAUUCGGGCAAGAGUUAGGCUCAACGUCAUCUCGCCGCCCUCAUCCGUUGAAAUUUUAGACCACCGGCAUAAUUCAACGGUUGAAAUAAAAGAAAAUGAAGAGUUCCAUCUCGAAUGCAGAGUGCGAAAUGCAAAACCAGCAGCAAAAAUUGUCUGGUAUAGAGGAAACGUUGAAUUAAACAUACCCAAUCGCGAUGAUCAAAUCAUUGAAGUUACGUGGAAAAACUGGCACAAAAGGGUUACCAGAUACGACACGCAUUCUCGCAUAUCGUUGAAGCCAACAGCUGAAGAUGAUCAAGCCGAAUACACGUGCGAAGCGAGGCACGAAGCAUUAUCUUCCGACAUACCUAUGAGAACAACAGUGCAGCUUAGCGUAUUUCAUCCGCCUGGUUUGCCAUAUAUUGAGGGGUAUACGGAAGCGAAGACUAUCCGACGAGGCCAAACCGUGGAGUUGGCGUGUCGUAGUAGAGGAGGCAACCCUCCAGCCCAAUUAAUCUGGUACAAGAACGACAAACAAAUCCGAAUGGCGUACAAAACGGCCGCAAGAGUUUCAAAAAACGUUUACACCUUCACAGCGGACGCCAGCGACAACAAGGCAAGAUACAAGUGCGAAUCUAGCAACAUCAUGUCCAAAUCUCCAUUGAGAGCAGAAGUCGACAUGACCGUUUUAUUUUCUCCAGCACGUGUCACCAUAUCAGGUAAAACCGAGGCCAAAGUUGGCGAUCUAGUUACCUUGACUUGCACAACCGCAAACUCGAAUCCACCUGCAGAAAUGAAGUGGAUGGUGGCCGGCAGACAGAUUAGAAAUGCCACCUCCAGAACUGUUGCUUCUCCAGAAGGAGGCUGGAUUACAACGUCCUACAUCACAGCCGUUGUUGAGCCUAACAGGACAAGUUUAGUUGUAACUUGUCACGGAUUGAACAUGCAGUUAAGAGAAAAUGUAGUCUCUACGCAUACUAUCAACGUUUUAUAUCCACCAACUCCGCCUUCUAUUCAUGGAUAUACAUAUACGGAGGGGUCGCAUGUACCGUCGGGAAUUGUGCAAAAUAUCUCGUGUACAUCAUCUGGAGGAAACCCUCUGGCCACUCUGACGUGGUAUAAAAACGACAAGAAGAUCAAUUCAAUUAUAAAAACGACUGACAAAUCGGUAACGGCAGAAAUAACGAUCGUAACAAAUGUUACUGACAAUAAAGCCAGAUACAGAUGUGAAGCGGCGAAUUCAGCAAUCGAUAUUCCAUUAUUUGAAGACAUCACUAUGAACGUGUAUUUUCCUCCCGACUAUGUGACAAUUCGGAAAGAUCCUGUAGAAUUAAAACCAAACGAGCAAGCAACGUUAACGUGCGACUCGGGUUCAAGUAAUCCCCCAGCUAAAAUAUUAUGGUGGAGGGACGGCAUCCUCGUACAAGGUUUGUACAACACGACGAAAGCAGGUCUUCAUGGAGGCACCGUGUCCACAAUCGAACUAAAACUCAAUAUCACCGAACAACUUAACGGAAUUGUUUACACGUGUCAAGCUACUAAUGAAGCCUUACGACGUUCCGCUCUCGACACCAUCACUCUCCAAGUUUUAUAUAAACCCGUUUUCGAUAAAGAUAACGAAGAAGCGGUCACAGGAGUAGAAGGCGAACCACUGAUCGUCUCGCUGAAAGCGGAUGGCAGUCCGCAAAACAUCGCAUACACCUGGACCAAAGACGGCCUACCGAUUAUACAAUCGUCAACUGGUUCUGGUGUGGAACGAAUCAUCUCCGACGGUCCUGUUUUAAAUAUAACAAGGUUAAGCAGACAUGACGCUGGCACGUACACCUGCGAAGCGAUAAAUUCACAGGGCAGUUCGGUCACUCAGAUUAACAUUGCUGUCCAAUACAAAGUUCCUCCGUCUAAUUCGUCACCCAGCUUAGAUGAGGAAAACUUAAAAAAUUUCACCGAUUUCCUUAUAACAGUGGGCACUAUUGUGGGCACCUUACUAAUACUAAUGAACGUCUUGCUAAUUGGUUGUUUCUUAUACAGAAGAUCCAAGAAACGUAUUUCAGAACAAAGUAAUCAAACUUGUACAUCGGCUACCAUCGAAUUGUGUGCUCCAAAUAGCCACAACGAUACCGUCACAGGUGUAACAUUAUCCUCCGUUAAUGAGAAAAGUGCAACUUACAGUAACGAAGGAAGUAACAACGACUACGUGGAGGAUGGCCCUAAACAACCGGACUACCCAGGUGCGCACCCAGUGUGUCCCAGUUAUGAGCCUCAGAUGCAACCUAACAUGGUUCACAAAAAUCACACUAUUCCUUGCCCUCAUCAUCACCACCAGCAUGAAACACAUGAUGGGACUAGAGCUAGAGAUAACCAAAGCCUUGAUUUUCAAGCCACUAUGACAGCAGAAGCGUCGUACGUAAGUUUCCCAUCGCCAGCACCUCCAGCGGACGAGUCCUGUCACAACAUGCCCGACCGCUAUCUUUCGUAUCCACCACCUCCUCUACAUUUUCAAGAUCCACCUCAAAUACCGCCACUUCCUCUCGUGGGUCAUAUGAGCAACCCGGUGCCACCGGCUCUUCCGGCCAAUGAGUCUCUUCUCCGCCAUCAGCGAGAUGCCGUUCCAUCGCCAGACCAGCGACAGAAUCCCCGAGGUCUCCUAGCUCAAAUUCUUGCUCAGAAACGAAUCCUGACUAGUUCUGGAAAAGGUUAUGGUAUUAAUGAACAAGAAGGAUAUCUUGUCUGAGACAAGGAGGAUUAUUUUAUAUGUCCUGUAUAUAAAGUGUGACUGAUGCUCAAUUUUGUGAAUUUAAAAAGGAU
This is a messenger RNA of Zophobas morio, 3506 nucleotides long. Its product is annotated as nephrin-like. The transcript has 17 exons. The coding region runs from base 1 to 3432 and encodes 1143 amino acids. NCBI's taxonomy places the organism in Eukaryota, Metazoa, Arthropoda, Insecta, Coleoptera, Tenebrionidae. The record is from RefSeq and is a predicted model, not a curated record.